UCCUCCUCUGUUCAUCCCCACCUUGUCAGCUGCACAAACACAUUUCCAAGGCUCUCUGCAACUCCUCUUUCCAUUUUCCAUGGCCUUUUCAAGUCAUCAUCUUUUUCCUUCUCUCUCCUCAAUUUUCUCUCUCUUUCUCUUCUCUCCCUUGUACCCACCAAAGUAAACAACACAAUGGUAUUGGUGGUGCCUUCCCUUCUCACUCAUCUCCCUCCCUCCCUCUCUCUCUCUCUCUCUCCUCUCUAGAAAAGCCCUUCACCACAGAGUCUCUUACGCCAAUCAACCCUCCAAAAACUUCUCUUUCUGCGCCGAAACUUCUUCCACCGCUUGAAACUUAGAUGCCCAUUUCGUUUUUUUGGCUUGAUUCUCUUGGGAAAUCCGGUAAAGCCCACAUCUUUGUGCCUGUUGAGGAAAACCCUGCUCAGACUUGGUUCUUUUCUCCGAUGGGUUUCUGAUCUGCCUUUAGACGGUUCAAAAGCACAGGUUUUUUCUGGGUUUUGUUAAUUCUUCACGACUGCCAUCUUUCCUUUUUUUUUUUUUGUAAUUUUGAAUUUUGAGCUGAAAAUUCAUCUGGGUUCUUGUGUUUAUUAGCUGAGAGUUAAUGGUGCUAGAGUUAAUGGUGAAACAUUUUCCUGAUUUGUUUUUAGGUUGCCUUUUCAAAGGCAAUUGAAUAAUCUGGGUUGUGGGUUUUGGACCUUUUACCACUUUGUUUGGUGGGCAUCUUUAGCUGUAAAGUUUUGUUUUUUUUAUCUGCUCUUUUAUGUCCAAACCAUAAGGCUUUUCUAGAUUCUUGUCAAUUUUAUGGCAUGCCCAGAUUUAUUUCCUUAAGAUUUUCCACUUUGAGAGAAGGAAAAUGAUGGGUUGUUCUUGGGGUUAGGAUUGUAAAAUCAUGACAAGAUUGUUGCUUUCUGUAAGAAAGAAAUCUAAGUCUCUGAGGUUUGAAACCUUUAAGAUAUGUAAUUAGAAAUUUUGCAAGUGGGUUUUCUGGUGUUUUGUCGACUACCUGGUGGUUGGUGUCAAAAAUGUCUGGAAAUGGUCACUAUUUUGUGGAAUGGAAAGAGCAAUUCGUUUCUCAGGAGAGGGGAAACCGAGUGGUCCAUUAUUUCUUGAAGGAUUCCGUGGGGGAAUCUGUCCUAGCGGUCGUGGGCACCGAGAGGAGUGUUAGGCACAUGUUUUAUGUCAUUGCUGAUGAGUUCUUGCAAGCCCAUGGAAAGGAGAAUUCCAUUCAUGCUGGUUUCAAGUGGAGGUCUAGAAGAGAGGUUGUUGAUUGGCUUACUUCCAUGCUGUCGAAGCAGCAUCUGCACGGAGAUCGAUCAGACUCACCAACUCAUGAUUUGGCACAAGCUUUAGGAUUUCCUGAAUAUCCAACGCAAGGACCAGAUAUCACGGGCCGGCUUCCGAAGAAUUGCAGGGGACGCAAGUCAGAUAUUGUUUGGUCAGGAAGUCCUUGGAUGUGUGGUAAGCAGCUCAAGCAUUACCCUGCUUUCUGCAGGAAUGGGAUUACGAUAGCGGUUCAAUCUUUUGUCUUUGUUAUGGCAAAUGGAGAGAAUCACUACAUUGCUUAUCUGGAAGACAUGUACGAGGACAAAAGAGGUCAGAAAAAGGUCAAAGUAAGGUGGUUUCAUCAUAAUCAGGAAGUUAAGGGGGUUGUUCCGCUGCGAAAUCCUCACCCGAAAGAAGUUUUUAUAACACCAUAUGCACAAGUCAUCAGUGCAGAGUGCGUCGAUGGUCUUGCCACGGUCUUAACUCGUGAACAUUAUGAAAAAUGCUUAGCUGCAAUUCCUCAUGGUUUCUUGGCUAAAGUACAUAUGUGCUAUAGGCAAUUCAGAAGCAACAGAACAAAGCCCUUUGAUUUGAGUAAAUUGCGAGGCUAUUUAGAUCAACCAAUUCUCUCUUGUCUUGGUCCCGAUUUCUUUCCACAGCCCGAGUCUUGCAAUAACCUGAGUUGGGAAGAAGAUGAUGAAUUAGGCCAUGGCGAAAAUGUAAAGAUGGGUUCUAAGAGGAGAAGAAGCUCAGUGGAUCAUUCAAGGGUCAAAAUUUCUACUGAAGAUCGUUGUAGGCUGAGCUAUGGACCUUAUCAGAACUCAAAUUAUGGUUCAUCUGGCAGGGGAUCAUUUUCUUUAAAGCGUGCUAGAUGUCAGCCCUGGUUUACUGAACUGUUUAAGGUUGAUGACAAGAUAGAAUUGCUCUGCCAAGAUAGCGGCAUCCGAGGAUGCUGGUUCAGGUGUACGGUCUUGCAGGUAUCAAGAAAACAGAUGAAAGUCCUUUACGAUGACUUGCAAGAUGAGGAUGGAUGUGGCAAUCUCGAGGAAUGGAUUCCAGCUCUUAAACUGGCAAUGCCUGAUAAGCUUUGCAUGAGACAUUCGGGCCGCCCAACAAUACGACCAGCCCCUUCGAAAGAGCAGACAGAGGUUUCCCUUAAGGUGGGAGCUGCAAUUGAUGCAUGGUGGAGCGAUGGCUGGUGGGAAGGGGUUGUAACUGGAGUUGAUAGCUCCGGUGAUAGUGUGCAAGCUUUUUUUCCUGGUGAAAGCUUGCUCUUGAACAUACAAAAGAAGGACCUGAGAAUAUCCAGAGACUGGUUGGGGGACAAGUGGAUUAACAUUGAGGCAAAACCGGACAUAGUUUCGGCCGUAUCUGCACUUUGUAGCUCAGGUACAAAGCCUUCCAUGUCCUCAACUAUUGGCAAAGAAGUUAACUCUGGCACUUUAACUUCGUCGCCUAUUGAAGGCCCACCUACAGGCUCUAAACCCAUCAUCACUGAAGAGGAAAACCAAAACCUUAACUUGACUGCGUCUACUAGUUCUGAUGACCCUCCUAAAGAGAUGGACUUGGUCAAUUGUGAGAAGUCGCCAUCACUGAGAGACAAUAGCAAUGAGGAUGAUGGUGUCGUCGCUGACAACAGUUGUGAUAAUGUAGACAGUUUCCACGGCAAUGAUGAUGACGAUGAGAAAGAUGAAAAAGAUGACGAAGAUCAUCAUGAUGAUGACAAUGGCAGUAAAGAAGACAUGAAAGAGCUUGAAACCCCCAAUCAGAGCUUAAAAGCAAUUGAAAUGAUGGAAGUGACGGUAUGAGAUGUGUCUAACAUGAGUGGUUUUUUUCCCUUAGUUUAGAGUCUCUGUAAAUAGUUACAAGGUCUUUUGGUGGCGGAAAGACUCAUUCCAUUCCUUCGAAAAUUUCGAAUUGGUGGCUUCUGUAGGUGUACAGGCACAGGUGUUAGGAUUUUAUGACCGCCUGAUUUUAACUAACUAUAUUAGAAAGAUAAUUUGGUUAGGAACCUCGUAAAUGAACCAUUCAGUACUCAUGCUUCCAUGAAAUGACUGAGUAUGUGCUUGCUUCUUGUACCUUUGUGUAAAGUUUGAAGUUUAUAAUGUUGUAUAAGAUUAAAAUUUUCCUUUAGAACCGCCAGAAAAUUAACUUGUUUAUGACUUGGAAACAUGCUCAAAAUUAGGCUCAUAUUGUGAAGACAAACGGUUUAAACACACAUUUGUUAUGCCUUUGAACAUACAUCACUAUCAUGAGUUAUUUUCUCAUUUUUCUCUUCACAACAAAGAAAAACUGACAACAAAGAAAAGAAGAA
Morus notabilis is the source of this 3577-nucleotide messenger RNA. RefSeq lists its product as uncharacterized. Gene Ontology annotation, molecular function: chromatin binding. The transcript is spliced from 6 exons. Lineage: Eukaryota; Viridiplantae; Streptophyta; Magnoliopsida; Rosales; Moraceae. The coding region runs from base 1023 to 3071 and encodes 682 amino acids. The record is from RefSeq and is a predicted model, not a curated record.